AGAAUGAAAGGCUAAUCUAAGGUGGUUUGGGAUUGGUUUAAGUUCAGUAUGAAUCCUUGAGAGAUAUUGCUUUGGCAAAGAUGUGAAUUUACAAAACCUUUUGGUUUAGAGCUCCUGAAUCCGUGCAGGGAACUUGGUCUCUUUAAAGUAUACACGGAACAAGAUUACAAAAUUUUUGAGUUCUGAGAUUCUCAUUCAUUCCAAAGGAAUCCAGCCCUUGAGGAUUUAGAAUAGAAGCUGUAUUAAGUUGGUAUGUUAUUUGCUAGUGUAGCUCUAUGUCCAGCCCUGGAAGAAGUUGUCAACUUUCCAGGUUUUGUCGGACGGUUUGGUUUGAACUUAGACGACCCAAUCCUGAUAUUCCUGAACAUCGCCGAGUCUCUGAACCCGAUGCGGGUCAUGGAGUCGGAUUCGUUAGCGUCCGUGAAGCUAAGGUUUCAGAGUAUCAAGGGAUUUUUUGUGAAGAAGCAGAAGGUGCUCUAUGAUGGUCGAGAGCUAGCUCGAGAUUACGUUCACCAUGAACUCACAUUAGAUGGUGAAAACGGAGAGAAUGUGAUUCACUUGCUUAUUAAAAAAUCAUCUAAAGUCAUCGCAAAGCCUAAAGAUUUCUCCGUGGAGCAUGUUGUUGUUAACCAUGAGAUUGAACUGCCUUCACUGCUCAAGGAGCUUAUCAGCUCCACUAUAGAGGGCUUGGAGAAGGGAAACGCCCCCAUCAAAUCAUCUGAUGGAUCAGGGGGAGCUUACUUCAUGCAAGAUCAAUCCGGUCACAAAUACGUAUCCGUCUUCAAACCGAUAGACGAGGAGCCAAUGGCUGUGAACAAUCCCCACGGACUACCUCUCUCACUCGACGGGGAAGGUUUAAAGAAAGGAACACAAGUUGGUGAAGGAGCUUUCAGAGAAGUAGCAGCCUACUUAUUAGACUAUCCCAUGACCGGACCAAGAACUUUUCCUCAUGACCAACGCGGUUUCGCUGGUGUUCCACCAACAACAAUGGUCAAAUGCUUGCACAAAGACUUCAACCAUCCCAAUGGUUACAGUUUCUCCCAAGAGAACGCAAAGAUUGGCUCGUUGCAGAUGUUUGUGAGUAACGUCGGAACUUGUGAAGAUAUGGGAUACGGAGUCUUCCCUGUUGAUCAGGUUCACAAGAUCUCGGUUCUAGACAUUAGGCUUGCUAAUGCAGAUCGUCACGGUGGUAACAUUUUGGUUAGCCGAGAUGGAAAUGAUGGUCAGAUCGUGCUUACUCCUAUCGACCACGGCUAUUGCUUUCCAAAUAAGUUUGAAGACUGCACGUUUGAGUGGCUAUACUGGCCUCAAGCAAAAGAGCCAUACUCUUUAGAGACACUUGAAUACAUCAAAGCCUUGGACGCUGAGCAAGACAUUGAACUUCUGAGGUUCCACGGUUGGGAGAUUCCGCCUUCAUGCGCCCGUGUCUUCCGCAUCUCGACCAUGCUUCUCAAGAAAGGUGCUGCGAAGGGUCUCACGCCUUUUGCCAUUGGAAGCAUUCUGUGCAGAGAAACACUCGAGAAAGAAUCUGUGAUCGAACAAAUCAUCUAUGAGGCUGAAGCAAUAUGGUCCCCAGAGACAACAGAAGAGGAGUUUAUCAGCACAGUCUGUGAUAUUAUGGAUCGCUACCUCGACCAGUAUUCUCUGAACUGAAAAUAUCUUUUUUCAUCCUCAGGAUUUCGCCAUGACUCUUACGCAGAUGUAUAUCCCUGUCCAUAACAAGUAAUAAGUGUAUCAAUGUCUUUGAACUCAACCUUGGCUUUUGGGAACAGUCGUUGGGUUUAUAGAUUGGUCAUGCUUCUGUGUUUUGGGUUCAAUAAGGUUCCUGUGAUAUUCAUUUCAGCUAUGGAUGAUGAACAAGCUCAUUUACAUAUAUGGAUGAUGAACUUAUAUGUUAUAUUUAUUUUGACUCGA
This is a messenger RNA of Brassica oleracea var. oleracea, 1914 nucleotides long. Its product is annotated as phosphatidylinositol 4-kinase gamma 3-like. The record is from RefSeq and is a predicted model, not a curated record. Bases 253 to 1653 code for a protein of 466 amino acids. The transcript is spliced from 2 exons. NCBI's taxonomy places the organism in Eukaryota, Viridiplantae, Streptophyta, Magnoliopsida, Brassicales, Brassicaceae. Gene Ontology annotation, molecular function: protein binding.